AUGGAUUUAUCUACUGCCUGUUUCCGCUUGUCAGCCUCCUCUUUAACAAAGACUCAUCUUUCCGACUGUCGUCAGACGCAUCGAGGAAAGGUUGUUAAGAACGGACUCAUCUUCAACAUCUCCACUCGAUUCCAGACCCCAGCGCCGGAAAACACUCAUCUUUCUGGGUUCAGCCCCCUCCCAACUCGUACAGAUCGCACUGGAGCCCCUCUUCAAGAAGAACUGGAAGCCUCAAAGCUGAUUUUAUUUGAAUACAACUCUUUUGAGCCCAUUUUGGCACAUGUACCGUCUGAUACCAUUCCAUCUUCAACUCCUCGAUGGCUCUUUGUUGCUCUACUUGUUCCAGCAAGUUUGAGAGAUAGCUCCUCCGCUGAACCAAUCCGGACGCUAAUUAGUCUUGGGACAAUUCUGUUUGGCCGAUUCUGUAGUGAUCUGGGUCAAGUCAAGUGGUGA
Molecule: messenger RNA, 453 nt
Organism: Protopolystoma xenopodis
Lineage: Eukaryota; Metazoa; Platyhelminthes; Monogenea; Polystomatidea; Polystomatidae
Source: the annotation of a GenBank genome assembly